This is a messenger RNA of Penicillium macrosclerotiorum, 1047 nucleotides long. RefSeq names its product protein pex20 (gene pex20). The transcript has 3 exons. Bases 1 to 1047 code for a protein of 348 amino acids. Gene Ontology annotation, cellular component: cytosol; peroxisomal membrane. The record is from RefSeq and is a predicted model, not a curated record. Lineage: Eukaryota; Fungi; Ascomycota; Eurotiomycetes; Eurotiales; Aspergillaceae. Gene Ontology annotation, biological process: protein import into peroxisome matrix, docking.
AUGAGUGACGCACUCUGCGGCCCGUCGAAUGCGCUGCAGAACUUCCAGAAGCAUACAUCCGUUGACCGGACUCUGCAGCAAGACCGACUGACUUCUCGCCAACCGUCUGCGCAAGGGUUCCGAUCACAAAGCCCGCGGGAUGGAAUACUCGACCCAGAAUUUGCUGCAUUUGAGGCCAAUCUUGGUGGUCCCGUAGCAUUACCCGACCUACAGCACCAGGCGCAUUUUGGUGCUCCGGCACAGGCUCCUGUCGCAGCCCAUGAAAGCUCGGGCUGGGCGUCCGACUUCCAAAAUCUACACAUUUCUGGACCGGCAACCGCUUCAUUACAGGGGCCGUCUAUUGGACCGGCUCAAGCAGGAUGGCAUAAUGAGUUUUUGAGCCAACAGCAACACAUGCAAGCAUCUCAUGUGCAGGCACCUCAAGUUGCAAAUCGUGCGUUUCAACCGGCCUUUGCGCCGAGCUUCCCGAUGUAUAAUACCACGGCAAUGAGCACACACCAGCUGCCACAGCAAAUACCUUCAGAGCAUGUUGCACCAACAGAGCAGUUUGACGAGUCUGCUUUUGAAGCAGCUUUUGAGCAAGCUCGUGCCGAUAUGGAGCUUCAAGGGGCUGAGGCUACUGUUGAUGUUCAACCACAAACUCAUGAUGAACCGAGCCAAUCAGACCUGGUGGAGCCAGUCCAUGAAACUAUUCGGAUUGGUUCAGAUACUAUUCCCCAGACAGAUAAACAGGACCCGCUAGUGCAGAAUCGUGAUGCAGACGCACUUGCACAGACCGCCGGGCAGCUCCUCGAUAGCGUGCGCCAUGACCAAAGUCAAAAAUUCCAACAAAGCAAUUUCCUUGCGCUGAUGCGCCGAAUUCGUGAUCGUGAGGUAGAGGUGGAAGGAGACGAAUUCCGCGAAACAGCACAAUCUCUCCAUCCCGGUGGGCGUUAUUACCCAGGUCAGCCCCGGGGCCCGAUCAUUCCACCGGACAGUACUAGUAAGGAUCCCGCAAUGUCCACCCUAGCAGCAGGGUCUAGUGCCGUGGAGGAAGCAUCAACAUAG